AUGGAAAUAAUGGAGCAAAUAAAAACUGAACCACAUAAUCUAAAGAUUCUAGAUAAGACUUCAGAUCCAAUAUCCCCACCAAUACUGGAUGAAAACAUUCAACCAUUAUCUAAAGACGAAAACUCAAAUAUCACGGAGGAAAUCAAAGUUGAAGUCGAAAAAGAUGAACCCACUCAAGAAGAAAAAGAUGGAGAAGAAGAAGAGGUAAUAGAUACUGAAAUUAAUGAUAACAAUAAUGUCAACAAUACAAUAUCAAAGGACUCACCACUUACUGAUAUUGCUACAUCACCACCACCUUUUGAUUUAUCUUUAGCUGAUUCAACUUUCAAUCUUGAUGGAGAAUUGAAAAAUACUUUAGAAAAUUUAGAUAAAGAUGAAACUUUUAAAACUUUUGAAAAAUUUAUGCAUAAUGAACCAAAUGUUAAAUCAAAUGAACUCAAUAAUAAUACUGAAAAAAAUGGAGAACUAAAAAACGAUUUAAAGGAUAUAACUGAAAAUUCAUCAGAAGAAAAUAUAAUAAGAAUGAAUCCACAAAGAAAAGAUAGUUAUGAAAGUUCAGAAUUAAGUGAAGUUGGAGAUGAUUCAGAAGCAGAAACUGAUAAAAUGGAUUUUUUAGAGGAUAGAGACUCAUCUGAUAAACCAACUGAUUUACAAACAUUAUCUGAAUUAACUGAAUUAGCAAGAUUAGAAGGUAUGGAUUUUAAUUUAAAUGAUGACAUUGAUGAAGAUGAUCAUGAGAUUUCAAAAGAUACAAAACCAUCAUCAAUUGAAGGUUUAAAUAACUCUGAUUCUUUCACAAAAGAUGAAUUGAGUGACGUUAAUGAUGAAUUUAAGUCAAUAAUAACUAGAAAAAGGACAUCAACCGAAGGAGAUGAGUAUGAGGAAAAUAAUGAGAGUGAUAAAAAGAAACAGAAACUUGAAUCAGCUGAACAAGACGAUGUGAAAGAACACGAAGAAGAAAAAGAGGAAGAAGACGGAAAUGUGGAAAAAGAAGAAGAAGAAGACAAAAUACGGAAGAACAAAGUGAUACAACCGAAAGUAAAAGAAAUAGCUGUUGAAGAAAAUGAUAAAAUAGAAGAAGAUCAAGAAGAAGAUGAAUAUGAAAUAGACAAUUUACAAAAAGCCAAUGGUAACAAACAAAUAACUCCAGAUGAUGAGGAAAAUGAAGCUGAAGCAGAGGAUGAAGAAGAGGACGAAGAUAUUGAAGAAGAGGAAGAAGAGGAUGACGAAGAUGAAUUAAUAGCGAAAACAGAAGGCCACAUUAGUGAAGAGUUGAAUACAAAUGAAGAUAUAGACAUAAAACAAAAACAAGAUGCGAUUACCACUGAACAAAAAGUAGCAGAGGAGAACGAUGUUGAUUUAAACGAACAAAGACGAUUAGCUGUUGAAGGAUUAGUUGCUAUUGAAAAAUGUUUUGCAGAAGUAAGGGAUAAAUUAUAUGAAGAUAAAUUAGCAUUAUUAGAAAAGGAAUUGCAGCUAUGUCUAGAAGGUUCACAUCCUGAAUUAUCAAAAAUAUAUUACAAAGUCAAUGGGUUCUAUCAAGAUAGUCUAAAUCUAGCCAACUCAAAUCUAUCAUACAAACUUAAAUGUAUUGAUAAAGAAACCUUGGCGACAAGAACUUCAAUACAUCAAAACUACUUAAAAAAUAUAAUGGAUACCAAGAAUGACAUGAUAACAGAGACAACAUCAAUGUGGUAUAAAAUCAACAAGGAGAGAAAUCAAUUAGAUCAAAUUGUACCAGAUUUCAAUUAUUCAGCUAUACCGAAUAAUAUAAUAAAUCAAGAAGAAAUUACAAUGGGUACAUCAUCAACAUAUUUGGAAGCAAUGGAGAAUUCAACACCAAAAUUAAGGAAAGCAAUAAAACAAAACACUAUAAUUGAGUUAGUACAACAAAGAAAUAAUUUAAAUGAACAGUUGGGUAUACUAAAUGGUUUAAUUCAAUUUCAUGGGUUUCCAUCUGCUAUUAGCUCUUCUAUUAAUGACGAGAAUGAUGAUGAAUCAAGUAAUGUCAAAGAAUUAUUGUUGAGAAAAGCUAGUGAUGAAGAAAUUAAUGAUGAUUUAAAAGCAAUGGGUAUUAUACGGACAUAA
Messenger RNA from Lodderomyces jiufengensis, 2088 nucleotides. RefSeq names its product Rpd3L histone deacetylase complex subunit. NCBI's taxonomy places the organism in Eukaryota, Fungi, Ascomycota, Pichiomycetes, Serinales, Debaryomycetaceae. Gene Ontology annotation, cellular component: Sin3-type complex. The coding region runs from base 1 to 2088 and encodes 695 amino acids. Gene Ontology annotation, molecular function: histone deacetylase binding. The transcript has a single exon. The record is from RefSeq and is a predicted model, not a curated record. Gene Ontology annotation, biological process: negative regulation of transcription by RNA polymerase II.